Messenger RNA from Colletes gigas, 3258 nucleotides. It is a transcript of the gene Bsg, whose product is annotated as neuroplastin. The record is from RefSeq and is a predicted model, not a curated record. NCBI's taxonomy places the organism in Eukaryota, Metazoa, Arthropoda, Insecta, Hymenoptera, Colletidae. Gene Ontology annotation, biological process: cell-cell adhesion. The transcript has 5 exons. Gene Ontology annotation, molecular function: cell adhesion molecule binding. Gene Ontology annotation, cellular component: cell-cell junction. The coding region runs from base 533 to 1609 and encodes 358 amino acids.
AGUGGCAGCCAUUUUUCCUGACAUUGCCGUUCCUGCGGCUCGUGGUGCUAAUUGUCGUUGGGUCCUCGAGUGAUCUCGAGACGAUCGGCUAGUCGAGGGACGGUGCUCUAGUCGGGACCGCGGUAUUGUUGUGCGCAUCGAGAUAAAGGCGACGCGAGAUAACGAUAAGAGAAUUUAGACGUCAAUGGUACGGCGUGGCUCGAAGUGACGAGUGCGUGUGUAAACGAUUCGCAGAAAGUAGUGGGGCUUGCUCGUAGUUGGCUGAGUGGACAGCCGAAAAGGAGGAGUUGCCGACAACGAGAAGGGUGUUAUAGGAGGCGACAACGACGGCGACGGUGACGACAACGACGACCACGACGACAACGACGGCUACGAUACGACGGCGGCAACGAUCGCGGAAACGGAGCUACGGCAGCCCAGCCUAGGCGCCCUUAUUUCGUGGUUUCAUCCCUAGAAACCUUCCUCGAACGGGAAUCGUUAGUAUUGCACAGUGCACACAGUCACGCGCCACCGCGUACAUCAGCGCCACGAGAUGGAGAGGCGAGCUGCUUUUGUGCUGCUGGGGAUGCUAUAUUUAGCGGGCACCCUCGUCACGGUCCAGGCAGUCACCUACACGGGGGCGUCUAUCGUGCACGAGGGCCAACCUUGGACGAUCGAGUGCAGCGGUCUGAAGCCGGACGAUAUGAUCAGAUGGACCAGAAACGGACAGUCGCUCGAGCCGGAGUUGGCGAGUGGUCAGUUGGUCGUCAACUCGGUGGUGGGCACCGGAAGCAGCACGCUCCGGGCGACGCACGCCACCGCCAACCAUGACGGGGACUACAAGUGCUCGCCGGACAGCAACGAUGUCUUUCAUCUGUGGAUAUAUUUCGACGUGAAGAUCAGAGUACUUACACCCGAGGAUACGCCUUUGGUGAUGGAGUGCGCGAACAGGACCGCCGGUGCCAAGGUGGCUUGGUUCAAAGAUGACGUUCCAAUAUAUACAGCGUUAUCCGACAACGAGGACGACAUCAAGUUGGACAAUGACACAGGCACCCUAGAGCUUCUGAAGAGCGACGACGACUUGCUUGGAAAUUAUACUUGCAAAGCACACAAUUCCUCCACAGAGUAUAGGAUCGUACCGAAACCCACCGCACACAUGAUCGAGUCUAUCAGUGUGGUGGAAGGAGAGAAACUGACUUUGGUAUGUGGCGGCAAGCAGAGUCCUGGUAUUAAAGUAUCAUGGACGUUCGGAGAUCAGAACUACACUCGCAGCAAAGGUCGCGUUAAGAUCGGCCGUGACCCGGAGAAAGGCAUCUACGGCACCGUCCUCACUGUCGAGAACAUCGAGAUGAACGACCGCGGCAACGUCUACUGCAGGGUAUCGUACAACUGGUCCGACUACGACCAGAAUCACGAGGCAGAGGCCCAUACAUUCCUUAGGAUCAAAGACAAGCUCGCAGCCCUCUGGCCCUUCCUAGGCAUUUGCGCGGAGGUCGUCGUUCUGUGCGCCAUCAUCCUAGUUUACGAGAAGAAACGAAAUAAGGCUGAACUCGAGGAAUCAGACACCGAUCAGAGUCCUGACACCAAGGCAACGCCCAACAAGGAUUCCGAGGUCAGGCAGAGAAAGUGAAACGGCGAGGAAUAAGCGGCGAACGAAUGAGAGCGAUGCAGGAUAGCAGAAUGGAUAUGGGGAAUGAUCGUGGCGUCUUGCCCGGAGUGACAAUAGAUGAUAGCUGUACAGAGAGGAGAUAUAUAGAAAGAGAGAGAGAGAGAGAGAGAGAGAGAGAGAGAGAGAGAGAGAGAGAGAGAGAGAAAGGGAGCGAGAGAGAGUGAGAGAGGCAGAGAUAACGGGGUAAUAAAGUUCCGAAACGAGAAAGACAUCGUUCGAGAAAACGAAUAAAGAGAAAUAAUAGAAAACGGUAAACCGUUCAGACAGUGGACAGAGAGAUUAUAAUAAUAAAGCUCGAGUGACGGGAACGAGGAGUCCGGUCGUUCCGAGUGCGUAACCUGCGCGACACACAACCAGGGCUCGUCUGUGCACAGAGAACGCAGCAUAGCGCGCGUGCGCGGGAUAUUACAAUUUACUAACAAAUUAAAUUAAGCCUUACUAUCGUGUUCACUCCAUUUAUCAGAUGUUUCGCCUGUCCGUACUCUCUCGACUACACUGCUUUGAUCGACGAAAGAAGUUGGGGAGAAAUUUUGUGCUGCUGAUCCUUGCGUGAGUUGUACGUGUAGAUGAUAAGAGUGCGCGAUGGAAAAAGGAAGGGGAGAAUAAAGGGAGUAGGAACCCGAGGAAAGAAACGGAAGGCAAAACGAGAAAAGGCGAGAAAUGGAGGGUUUCGGUGUGCGUGUGCGUGUGUAUGCAUGUAUGUGUGUGCAUGAUUGCAUGCGCUUGAACGAAAGGAGAAUGUGAAAUAGUGACAAAAAAAGAUGAAAAAUGAUUUUUCGUACAGCAUACCCGCCAAAUGGCGAUAUAUCUACACGAGCGAGUUGUAAAUUCGUUUCUAUUAUAAUAACCGCUUGUACGAUUAAAUACACACACACACACACACACACACACGUACAUACACACGUACAUACACGAACGCGCGUGAUUCGCGCGUUGAUAUAUACAUACACAUAUAUAAACUAUGUUUGAGGCGCAUUUAUUCUCGUAAUCUUGAGGAAAUUCGUUUUCUUGCCGUAGCUUUGGCGGGUAUGCUGCCUUGAUUUCAGAGCGCGUAGGCCCCCCCUGUUUCUCAUAUUUCGCACGUGUGACCGAAGAGAAAAAAAAUUUUACGGUAGGACCGAAAAAUAUGUGCUCGAUACUAGUUACGUAAUAAUAGGAUCAAGAGGCAAUGCGUGCUAUAAUUGGCUUCCGAACACACCACAGACUUUUCGGAGGUAUUAAAAGCUUACCUUGGUGGGGCGUCGCCUUAUGAUAAUUAUUAUUAAUUAUUAAUUAUUAUUAUUACUAUUAUUAUUAUUACUACUAUUAUUAUUGCUAUUAUUAUUAUUAUUAUUAUUAUUAUGAUCUUAAAUAUUCCAUCGUUCAUGGAGAAAACACACCAUCGGAAGUCAUGUUUUUGCGCGCGACGCCGUUGUUAACGACGUUAAAUGUAAUUAUUAAUACUGUAAUAUUAUUGCCAUCGUUACUACUGCUGCUACUAUCGUUAUUAUGAUUAUUACAAGUAUUAUCGUUAAUUUUACCACUAUUGUAAUAAUUUAUGAUCCGUACCAACACGAUUGUCUAUCGACAGUGUGUCGUCAUUGUAAGUAUUACAAGAUUUCUAUAUCCAU